CCCCCCUUUGAUUAACGGGUCCAUUCUCUCCCCCCUCCCAUCCCUGUGCAGAACAAACCCUGCUCCCAGCCUGCUGGAGAAGAAACAAACACAAGCGGAGGACGACAGCGGACGAGGUGGAAGCGGCCAGCUGUGUGACCCGUGGACAUCCUUGUGAGGACAUCUUGUAACCCCCGCGCUGCACCAAAAGGACACGACGCCAUGACGACAGAGAUGCAAGAGAUCGCCGUCACAGAGGACAAGCCGCUUCUCACGGGUCAGGCCGACUCCAGCAAGCAGGAUGCUGAGCUGGCAGCGAGGAUACUCCUGGACCAGGGACAGGAGCACAGCAUCGAGACCCCGCAUGGUGUGCUGCACGUGACGCUGCACGGCACAAGGAACAGCCGCCGCCCCGCCAUCCUCACCUUCCACGACGUGGGUCUGGACAACAAGAGCUGUUUCCUGCCGUUGUUCAAGUUUGAGGAAAUGCAGGAGAUUGUAAAAAAUUUCACCCUGAUCCACAUCGACGCUCCUGGUCAAGAAGACGGUGCUGCCGUUUACCCAGUGGGGUACCAGUACCCCUCCAUGGAGACCAUCGCAGAAAUGAUUCCCGCCGUCCUGCAAUUCUUCAACUUCCGUACUGUGAUCGGAGUGGGCGUGGGCGCCGGGGCGUACAUCCUGUCCAAGUUCACACUUGCUAACCCGGAAUCCGUGGAGGGUCUGGUUCUGGUUAACAUCGACACAAACUCCCGAGGGUGGAUGGAUUGGGCGGCUCAGAAACUCAGCUCUGUGACGUCCUCCCUCACUGAGCAGAUCCUUUCCCACCUUUUCAGCCAGGAGGAGCUGUCGUCCAACACAGACCUGGUGCAGUCUCACAGAGAGCGUAUGUCGAAAGCGCCUCAUCUGCUUAACAUUGAACUCUUCUGGAAGACCUACAACAGCCGCAGAGAUUUGAACCUGGACCGCAGCUGCACUUUCAAGUGUCCCGUAAUGCUGGUGGUGGGCGACCAAGCUCCGUACGAAGAAGCUGCUGUUGAGUGCAACAGCAAACUGGACCCCACCACCACGUCCUUCCUCAAGAUGGCGGACGCUGGCGGUCUCCCCCAGCUCACUCAGCCUGCAAAGUUGACAGAGGCGUUCAAGUACUUCAUCCAGGGAAUGGGCUACAUGGCUUCGUCUUGCAUGACCCGCCUGUCCCGCUCGCGCACCACCUCCCUGUCCUCAUCGUACUCCAUGGACGGGUCCCGCUCGCGCUCGCGCACGCUGUCGCAAGGUUCGCAGGGGGGCCAGAUGCCGCCCAGCCCCUCCCAGACCAUGGAGGUGUCGUGCUGAGGAGGGGAAGGGGUCGAGGACGGGAGAGCAAACCAAGAGAAAGGUGCCAGUCGAGACGAAUGGGUUCCCAUGUUUGUCACUACAACUCCCAUCAUUCCCCGGCAGAGCAGAGUAUAGUGGAAAGGUGGGGGCAUCACACUGAAGUCCAAGUCCUUGCAUUCUCACUGUGUUGACUAAAGAAAACUUUAUGAGAACAAAAAAGAUUGAUGUAAAUUGAGGGUGGUUCUGGUAAACAUUAAACAUGGCGCCUCCCUCUGCUCUGUUGGCCCUUUAAUUUAGACCGGUCGCUAUAGGCCAUUAAUAAUGGUAAAAAUUCUAAAAAAGAGUAAUAUUUUUGAAUCAGAUGUGUUGUUUUCUUAACACCAUAGCAGAGAUAAACAAUGUGCUAGUUGAAACAUUUUGAACUCAUUUUUGUGUUUGUAACCUGCACCGAGGAUGAGUCUCCCUCCGUGGCCGCAAGGUUGUAAUGUCUUCCAGCAGUCUUUCGUUGUUCUCGUGCCCUCAUUCGACGGGGUUUUUUGGCGGAAAGCUUCUUUCCUCUGACUUUUUUUUCUUCCAUGUGGCGCUGAGAUAGAGAACGCAAUAAGGUCCGCUUUGGCUAGCAAGAGUGCACUUCCAGUCGCCACAGCAGCGACGUCGCUAAGUAGCAUGCUAGUGCAUUGAGAAGGGAUCACUGUGUUUAAUCUUCUGAGGUUUUUUUUUAAGCUCUCUUAACCUUAAAAUACCUCCUAACUCAAAAACCUAGCCAGCGUACUUGAGUUUAUGUGCACUGAAAGGAACUCCACACAGUAAGCAAGCAGGGGAUGUAGCGGUCAAGUCCAGAAAUAGCCUGAAAAGUUCUGUAUUGUAAAGAUCACUUCCAGCAAUAAUAGGCUUUUAAAAUGUGAAAGAUAAUCAAACAGAGCUUAAGUUCCACCUUCUAAAUUGUCAGAUGGAAUACUGAUUCCGCGAACGCUAACCACUGCCAUUAGCAACAUUAGCUGCCAUUUUAAAGAACUUUAAAGCAUCAUUCUAAUCUGACCAUUAGCUUGGGCCCUAACGCAUAUUUUCCCCUGUUUUUUAUUAAUACUUGCCUAAAACUGUGAGCCAAAUUGAAGACAUAGGUGGUUGCCAAAUAUGAAGAGGAAAAAUAGUGGUGCUUGUGCGUGUGCGGAGUCAUAGAGGGACGUGUGACUGGAGGUACAGUAUGUAAACAUUUUUGCCCAAUUUUUUUCCCCGCCUUUUUUCUGUCGCUUCUUCUUUCUGUGUACGUUUCCCCCAAAAUACUCACGUUAGUCGAUCGUGUGAUAGUUCAAGUUGUCAUUUUUUUAAUUCUAGCAAUAGGGAGAGUCAUGUUAUAAACAUUGAGACAAAAAAAAAAUUUGAUUUACUUGUGUGAUAAAAAAACAAGAAAAUGUAACACAUAAGAUAUGAAUAAAAACUUAUGAAGAGUA
Messenger RNA from Nerophis ophidion (straightnose pipefish), 2744 nucleotides. RefSeq names its product NDRG family member 2 (gene ndrg2). Gene Ontology annotation, biological process: signal transduction. The record is from RefSeq and is a predicted model, not a curated record. Bases 202 to 1311 code for a protein of 369 amino acids. Lineage: Eukaryota; Metazoa; Chordata; Actinopteri; Syngnathiformes; Syngnathidae. The transcript has 16 exons. Gene Ontology annotation, cellular component: cytoplasm.